Molecule: messenger RNA, 219 nt
Organism: Parnassius apollo (apollo)
Lineage: Eukaryota; Metazoa; Arthropoda; Insecta; Lepidoptera; Papilionidae
Source: the annotation of a GenBank genome assembly
AUGCGAUUUCGUUCCGCGACUUCCAUCCCAGUGGAUCAUUUCACCAAACCCGCACGCCGCAUUCAGUUGCGCCUGCGCACCGACGAGGCUCGCACGCGCCUCAAGUCGACACCGGGGCCGCACAACCGCGCCGCGCAGCCAGUGCUACUGAAACCUAGGAACAUCUGUGACAGUGACAUGGUUUUGUGCUCUAAACGGAUUACUUUACGGUGUCAAUAA